Molecule: messenger RNA, 1061 nt
Organism: Alosa sapidissima (American shad)
Lineage: Eukaryota; Metazoa; Chordata; Actinopteri; Clupeiformes; Clupeidae
Gene: otos
Product: otospiralin
Exons: 3
Coding region: 415-831 (138 amino acids)
Biological process (GO): sensory perception of sound
Source: RefSeq, a predicted model, not a curated record
GGAGAAGACAGAAUUUUCUUUAUAUUUGAGUCUCCUGCUCAAGUUGAGAAACAGCACAGCAAUAGUUGCUGCACAUCAGAAGUGGAAACACAGAGUUUGUGAACAGGGAAAAUGAAGUGUUUUUUCCAUUUUUGUGUUUUGUUUCUCUUUUUCAUGAUGAACCAUUUCAGUGGUAAGUGUUAAACGUCCAAUUUGUAACUUUUUGGGACGAAAUGCAACAAGCGAUCUAGCACCUCAACCAACUGAAAAAACACCUCAGUUUUAUUUAAUCUGCUCUGGUGAAUAUCUCUUGUGGUUUAUUAUUGUCCUGCAAGAAAGGCUUCCUUUUCUUUAUAAAACAUAAACCAUGGACUACUAUGGGGAUGUUGCAUCAACCAUGAUGCAUUUCAAAUUAAUUUAUCCAUUAUUAAUAACAUGUUUUCAGUGUCACUAGUGCUAGAUAAAAUUGUACAUUUAUCCAAGAGUUCCGUGCAACAGCAAACCAUAAUAUUUGAGGAGGAAAUGGAGUCCCCUCACAUUUCUAGAGUCCCAAGAGAGAACCCAAGUUUCCUUCAACUGAAUCACUUCUUUGUGAGAGCUGCACUUGGCAAUGCUAAAGCUCUUCCUCUGUCUCUCUCCUCAGGUGCUAGAUACAUUCCUGAAGGAGUUCCUUAUGAUGAGCCCCCUGCAGUUCCAUACUGGCCCUACUCCACAACUGAUUUUUGGAGAUACGUGGAGUACUUCCGCAGCAUUGGUGCCUAUAAUCACAUCAAUGAAAUGGCUCGGGCAUUUUAUGCCCAUCAACACCUUGGAGACACCUUAGGCUAUGGGGUGCCAGAACUGCCAGAGUAGAGACAUUAUGCAUGGGCAGACAUAAUUUGGUCAACAAGGUUCAAGAGGUGCAACUGAUAUAUGCAGGCAUAAAGUCUAAAUGGUUUUAUUGUCAUAUAUGAAUAUGUCAUCAACUAUUUUAUCAAGUGUAUACAAAAUAUGUUAGUAAAUAUAUUAUUCUACUUAAGGAACUUCUCUACCACCAUAAUUAUGGUGGCAUAUGUAAAUCUGUACUUGUUGUCAGAUCAUUG